This is a messenger RNA of Paralichthys olivaceus (Japanese flounder), 2328 nucleotides long. RefSeq names its product family with sequence similarity 118 member B (gene siral1). The record is from RefSeq and is a predicted model, not a curated record. NCBI's taxonomy places the organism in Eukaryota, Metazoa, Chordata, Actinopteri, Pleuronectiformes, Paralichthyidae.
UGAGGCCGAGCGCACACACCACUACAGGCAGUGACUUUAAUGUCUGAGUUUAAAACACACACACACACACACACGCACGCACGCGCGCGCACACGCACACACAUCAGCGACGUUCACAUGAGUCAACAGGAAUGUGUGCUGAGCAGCUGUAUCCAGGACACAUCAGCACUGUGAGCUAACAUUCAUUAGCUACUCUCAGUAUGAGCAGGAAACCUCUAACUUAGCCUCAGAGCGACGGACUAACUCUUCGCUAGCUGAACGCUAAAGGUGUUAGUUCACUUUUCGCUGUACGUCGUGUCCCUGGUGUUUAUCCCUAUGUGGGCUAGCUUUCGUUAACACCAUCAGAAAAAGGCUGCGAGUGCUGAAAUCCAGUGGAUAUUUCACGUGGUUCACGUGAACACAACUUAGAUUUUGGUUGACUUUGAAUCAAAGGAAUUUCUGCUUGAGUAGAAAUAAGCGUUGGACUCACCUACAUCAAGGAGCUGAAUGGCCUCCGUUGUAGCAGUGAAAACUGAGAAGCGACCUGCAGCUGAUUCUCAGGAUGCAGAUUCAAAUGCCAAAAAGCCCAGGAAACUGCUGCCCAGCCUGAAGACCAAGCGGGCCCCUGAGCUGGUCCUGGUGAUUGGCACAGGGGUGAGCUCUGCAGUUGCCCCUCAGGUCCCGGCACUCCGCUCAUGGAAGGGCCUCAUCCAGGCCUUGCUUGAUGCGGCCAAUGACUUUGACCUACUAGAGGAGGAAGAAAGUCGGCGUUUCCAGAAACACAUGCAGGAAGACAAGAAUUUGGUGCAUGUGGCCCAUGACCUCAUUCAGAAACUUUCCCCGAGAACGGGCAACGUACGAUCCACAUUUUUCAAGGACUGUCUGUACGAGGUGUUCGACGACUUGGAGUGCAAGAUGGAGCAUGCAGGGAAACAUCUGCUGCGCUCGGUGCUGCAGUUGAUGGAGAGUGGGGCGCUGGUCCUCACCACCAACUUCGACAACCUGCUGGAGAUAUACGCGGCUCACCAGGGCACCAAGCUAGAGUCUUUGGACCUGACGGAUGAGAAGAAGGUGUUGGAGUGGGCUCAGGAGAAACGGAGGUUAAGUGUGCUGCAUAUCCACGGUGUUUACACCAACCCCCGUGGGAUCGUGCUGCACCCUGCUGGCUACCAGAAUGUACUGAGGAACACUGAGGUCAUGCGUGAGAUACAGAAACUGUACGAGACCAAAUCCUUUGUGUUUCUCGGCUGCGGGCGCACAGUGGACGACACCACCUUCCAGGCUCUGUUUCUGGAGGCAGUCAAACACAAGUCGGACCUGGAGCACUUCAUGCUGGUGCGGCGCGAAGAUGUGGGCGAGUUCAAGAAGCUACGCGACAACAUGCUGGACAAGGGAAUCAAAGUCAUCUCCUAUGGAGACGAGUAUGCCGACCUGCCCGAGUACUUCGAGAGGCUGGCCAAUGAGAUCUGCAACCGCGACGUGUCCACCAACGGCUGGGGAUCUCCCUCCCAAAAUGGGGAAGAGCAGCAGAAUGGUUUCAACACACAAAAAAGCCUCCUUCAAGACUUUCAUUCCUGACAGACACACGGUCGGGAUCGCUAUCAGUCAUUUUCCUCCACAGCUCCGCCGUGAGAGAUCAGUGUAUUUCGAGUAUUACUUGAUUCUGAUUCAGAAUUAGGAAUCCCUGGAACACUGUGGGCCAUAAUAGACCUUAAAGCUGUUGUUGUCUAUAUGUUUGCAGAAUGUCCACUUUUUCCCUUUUUUUUUUUUUAAAUUAGUUUUUAUUUUAAAAAGGGAAAGGAAAAAUGUAAGGCCCAAUGCCACAGCUCCCACUGUACUGCACGUUAAUAUGCUGAACCCUCAACAUUUGGGUGAACUCCAGUUUUUAUGUUGGUGAUGAUGCAAUGCUAUGCUGCUCAGAUUUGGACACACAUUAAACAGUAAAACAAACUGCCUCCUCAUGACCUUGACUGCCCGGAUAUGAGAGGCUCUAGGUGCAAGCUGUAACGCACAUCACAUGCUCUUAACUGAAAAAUACAAGUCUCGAUGAUAUGUAAGAUUUGAUUGUAUCUGUCAUGCUCAACCCUGAAACCAGGAACACUUGAUUUGCACAUUACUGGAUGAGGGAAUGGGAAUGGUGGAAAUUAUUCUCCGUCAUGGAUAGUUACAACAAGUCUGUCCUCUUUUCAUAGCAGAGACUCUCUGCCAGUUGCAAUCACUUUUCCACUCCUGUGCUGAAAAUAAAAAAAAUGUUCUUUGUAAGCCUUUUUUUUGUAUUUUUAAUACUUGCAUGUGUUUUCUGACAGUAUUUAUAAAUACUAUUUUCAAAAUAAMGCUUUUGGUAUCCCA